This is a messenger RNA of Entamoeba nuttalli P19, 2661 nucleotides long. RefSeq lists its product as hypothetical. Gene Ontology annotation, molecular function: long-chain fatty acid-CoA ligase activity. The transcript has a single exon. Gene Ontology annotation, cellular component: membrane; endoplasmic reticulum. Bases 1 to 2661 code for a protein of 886 amino acids. The record is from RefSeq and is a predicted model, not a curated record. NCBI's taxonomy places the organism in Eukaryota, Evosea, Mastigamoebida, Endamoebidae.
AUGUCAACAUCUAGAUCACCACAUCAUUUCAGUGUUCUUAAUCCUUUUCGUAGAAAAGGAGGUGAUGAAAAAGAAGGAGAUGAAAAAGGUGAUAAAGAAGAGUUUAGUCCAAAAGUCAAAGAAGAAAAAAAAGAGAAAAAAAAAGAAGAAAAAAAAGAAAAAGAAAGAGAGAAGAAGGAACGUAAAGAAGAAAAGAAAAAGAAAGGGAGUGAAGAAAACAUUUUAGAUGAUUUUCUCAGAAAAGCAAGAAUUCAAAAACAAAAAACUCACGAAGAAAUUUUUGUUCCUGAAGAAAAAACUAAAAAAGAAAAUAAAGACAUAGUUGAAACAAAAAAAGAUGAAACGAAAGAAGAGAGUCUUUGUAUUGCGAAAGGAUUAGACCCAAACGAAAAUAAAGAAGAUAUUUUGAAAGAUCAAAAAGAAAAUGUUAAGAAAGAAAAAGACAUUGAAAUAAAAGAAGAGUCGUUAACAGCAGAAACAGACACUGAAAAAUUAAAAAAUCACGAAGAAAACUUAACAAUUAAACAAGAAGAUAAGAAAGACAAAUGCUUAGAAAAACAAAGUCGAUUAGAACAAACAACAAAAAAAAUUAAGUCUAUGAUUUUUAUGAAAGAGCCUAGUCAUAAAAAUGAAGAAAAACCAAGAGAAGAUGAAGAAAUAGUUAGUAAUGUCGAUGACAUACAAAAAGAUGUGAGAGUUGUUAUUGAAAGUGUACCAAAGAAAAAAAAGAAAAAAACAAAUUUUGUCAAAGAACGAUUAAGAAGAAGUGGAUUAAAAAGUCAUGCAAGUGGAGUGUCAACAUCACAUAUGAAUUCAGAUGAUGUUACUGAUAGAUUUUUUAUUACUGAUGAAUUGCCUUCAUUUAGAAAAGAACAGUUUAACGUUACAUGGGAUGGAUUUACUAAAGAACAAAAAGAGUCAAUGUUUGAAACUAAAGGAACAUUUAUUGAGUAUUUAGAUCGUUUUGAAAAAGAGUCAAAAGAUCAAAUCAUUUAUAUUGAAGACAAUUAUCAAAUUAAAUUCGAUGAUUUAUAUAGAAAUGCUAAAGUAUUUGCUAAGUCUUUAAUGUGUAUUGAUGUUUCUGUUAAACAGCCAAGUGUUAUGAUUAUUAUGGAAAAUGGAAUACAUUCAAUUACUUCUGCACUUGGAGUUAUGCUUGCUGGAAUGUCAGCUGUUUAUGUUCAUCCAGGUUCAUCAAUUGAAAUGUUAAAAUUAAUUAUUAACAAGUCUAAUGUUAGAAUUUGUUUGUUAGACCAUACAUCAAUGUCAUUCAGUGAUUUAUGGGAUAUAUUUGAUAUAAUUUUAAUUAAUGUAGAAGGAGAAUAUAAAGAAAUAUAUGAACCAUAUGAAUUUAAAGGAACAACAGAAAUUAAUAAUAAAUUAAGACAUAAAUUAACUCAAAAAAUGGUAGAAAAAAUUCACCCUAAAGCACAACCUCAAUUUUAUGAUGCUGAAAAUGGAGAAAUUAGCAUUGAAACAGAAAAUGAAUGUGUGUUUACUCUUGAAAGUUUUUUAUCAAGAUCUACGUCUGUUCCUGAUGAAAUGUUUUAUAAAAAAAUUAAUUCUAUUACUACAAAUUCUAUUGUUGAAAUUGUUUUUGUUCCAUCAAAACAUGGAGGAUAUAAAGGAAUAAUUUGGACACAAGGGAAUGUUUUAUCUCAAACAAAUCAAAUUAUUACAUUAUUUUCACUGAAUAAUAAAACACGAAUAUUACACCAUUUACCAAAUAGUUAUUAUUUAGAAAGAUUAUUUUGUUUUUAUAUUCCAAUUAUUACAAGAUGUUCUGUUUCAGUUAUUGAUUCAACAAGUACAAGAGGUUUAAUGAUACCUUUUUUAAAAGCACUUGAACGACAUAGACCUUCUUUAUUAUUUUCUACACCACGUGUAUUUGAAAAAUUAAAUAAAAUUGUUAAACAAAAGAAAAUAACAAAAAAAUGUAUUUGUGUUUCAACUUAUCUUGCAAAGUCAACUCAAGCUAUUUCAAUUUAUACUGGAAUUUGUUCUCCUGAAGCAUGUGGUUUUGUUACAAUGAAUAGACCUGGAUGCAUUGAAGAAAAUACUGCUGGUCCUGCACUUGAUGAUAUGCAUACCCAAGUUAAUAAUGGAAAAUUAAGAGUAUGGGGACCUUCAGUAACUCCAGGAUAUGUAAGUGGAGAUGUUAGAGGAAAAAAAGGAGUUUUAUUAAAUCCAAUAGUUGAAAUGAUUAAUGUUGAUGGUACUAAAAUAUAUUCAGUUAUUGGUAAAGUCUCUCCAACUAUUGUUACUUCUAAUGACGUUAUUUUACAUUGUCCAAUUAUUGAAGACUUAAUACGAAAAAUUCAAACAAUAGAUAAUUGUCUUGUUGUUGGUGAUGGAAAGAGAUGUGCUGGAGCAUUACUUACAGUAAAAGAAAAUGAAGUACAAAAAGCAUUUGGACCAGGUGAUGUUAGAAGAAAUAGUGAAUAUAUGAAAUGGUUAAAAAAGAGGGUUGUUGAUCUUAUGGCAGUUUUUCCAUCAUAUAUGAGGAUUAAAAGAUUUAUUAUUGUAAAAGACAAUAUUACUGAUGAAUUUCCAAUUCAAAUUAAACCCCAUUUAACAAAUGAAGAAAGAAUUCGACUUUAUAACAAAUUUAAAAAAGCAAUUGAUAUGAUGUAUCCAAAUGAACCUUAUUGUGAAAAAUAA